Messenger RNA from Cryptomeria japonica (Japanese cedar), 786 nucleotides. RefSeq lists its product as uncharacterized. The coding region runs from base 1 to 786 and encodes 261 amino acids. The record is from RefSeq and is a predicted model, not a curated record. The transcript has 2 exons. Lineage: Eukaryota; Viridiplantae; Streptophyta; Pinopsida; Cupressales; Cupressaceae.
AUGCUUAGUGAAGUGAGUGGUAGCACUAUUGAUAUUUCUUUCGGGCCGGGCGGGCCUUCACCCAGGAUACUGUUGAUUAUUACCGAGCAAGGUGAUGGCCGGGAUGCCAGUGGUGAGAAAUAUAGAUCUGGAACUGGAAAAGAUGCUGGGCGAUAUGGUGCUUUUACUCCUUACUCUGGCUCUCAAUCUGCGCUUGGAUUUGCUUCUCAUAGGGCCCAUACCAUCCUAGCUUACCCUGUCCCCAAUGCUGGCUCUCUAUCUCCAUUUCGAUCUGCUCCUAGUGGUGCUAAAACGGGUGAUGCUGCCCCUGCCUUUACUGGUGCUCCAGCUUUUGCUACCCUAGCUCUCUUUUCCCCUGCUACCUCUGCUACCGUAGCCUUUGCUCUUGGUGCUGCUUUCUUUGCUACUGAAGCCUAUCUAUCUAUGUAUGUUCUUGCUUUUGACCCUGUCUUCCCUGCUGCUGGACCAACAGAAUCAACUGCUCCACCGGUAUUUGGAUCACGAUCACUAAGGUCUGGAUUACUCAGGUCUUCAUCUCGCUCACGAAGGGCUGGAUCUCACUCUAGUGGAACUAGUACGACUGGCUUUGGAACUACUGAUGCUAGUGGGGGUGCUGCUGGAUAUACUGAUGCCUUUGCCUCUACUUCCUGUGCUCCUGGCUGUGCUCCUGGUGCUUCUACUCGUUCUACCCUAUAUGCUGGUGAUGUUGCUGGAUCUAUAGAAAGGACUGGAUCUACUUCUACUGGAUCUACUGGAUCAUUGGCUUGGCUUAUUGGCUUAGCUUAG